AUGGCAAUUCCUAGCAACAAUAAUGCCAGCAGCUUCUUCUUCAUACUGAUGGAUCUCCCAGGACUGGAGAGUGCUCACUGCUGGACAGCUAUUCCUAUCUGCCUUAUCUAUGGUCUCUCUUUGCUGGGCAACAUCACCAUAAUGUACAUUGUCAAGUCUGUGCACAGCCUUCACACACCCAUGUACCUCUUCCUUUCCAUGCUUUCAGUGGCUGACUUGGGCCUCUCAGUUUCUACGCUGCCUUCAACAGCGGUGUUUCUCUUAGGCCAGAGGAAGGUGGGAGCUGCAACCUGCUUUGCGCAACUCUUCUUCAUUCACACUUUCUCAGUCAUUGAGUCAGCUGUGCUGUUGGCCAUGGCUUUUGACCGCUGUGUGGCUAUCCGAGAGCCCUUACGCUAUGCCACCAUUCUCACAACCCAGCGCAUUGGGGCCAUUGGGUUGGCCAUUGUGACCCGCAGUGCUGCCCUUCACCUGCCCCUGCCUGUACUCCUUGGAAGACUUCAGUUCCAGCCCAUGAAUGCUCUGUCUCAUUCUUAUUGUGUUCACCCUGAUGUUGUAAGGCUGGCCAGGUCCAGCACUCUUGUGAACAGUGGCUUUGGGCUCUUCGUCAUGCUUUCCACAUUGGGGACAGAUGCUGUACUCAUUCUCCUCUCCUAUGUGCUGAUCUUGAAGACAGUGUUGAGCAUCGCUUCCAACGCUGGGCGACUCAAAGCCUUCAACACCUGCAUUUCCCAUAUCUGUGCUGUACUUCUCUUUUAUACCCCACUAGUCAGCCUGUCCAUGAUCCAUCGCUUUGGGAAAAAGAAACUACCAGCUCAGGUAUAUAUGCUUCUCUCCUAUCUGCACUUUCUUGUACCUCCAAUGCUCAACCCAAUUGUCUACAGUAUAAAAACCAAAGAGAUUCGGGUACGCGUUCUGAAGAUGCUCCACCUGAAAAAGCUUUGA
Myotis lucifugus (little brown bat) is the source of this 945-nucleotide messenger RNA. Its product is annotated as olfactory receptor 51G2-like. Gene Ontology annotation, cellular component: membrane. The record is from RefSeq and is a predicted model, not a curated record. Gene Ontology annotation, biological process: G protein-coupled receptor signaling pathway. Gene Ontology annotation, molecular function: olfactory receptor activity; G protein-coupled receptor activity. NCBI's taxonomy places the organism in Eukaryota, Metazoa, Chordata, Mammalia, Chiroptera, Vespertilionidae.